AAGGAGCUCGGCAGCCAGUGAGCACCGCUGAAACAGCAGCGGAAGGACAACUGAAGAAAGCAGACGCGACCUCCACACCUUCCUUCUGACCAUGGCGCUCGUGAGUAGCCACGCACGCUCCAUUGUCCUCUUCCUGAUUCUCGCGGUGACGAUGUGCUCCUCCACAUGGUGGCGCUGCCACGCACUUGCGCCAUGGACGUGCGCCACCUCCGAGACGCAGCCGUGCACUAUGUUUAAGUGCCUGGAGCAGUGCAGAGCCAGGGCACCAGGGAUCGUUCCUCACCCCCGCUGCGACCCCUCCGUCCACCCCGAGCAGUGCUGCUGCAGACGCCACGCGCCACCACCAACUCUGAGUGACAGCCAUGACGGCUGACCACCGUAACGUGACUGACACCGAAUGGACCAGGCGAUCGGCCUAUAAUGUACUAUCAACCUAUCUAUGUCAAAUACCCGAUCAAGAUUCAAUAAACUUCGCCCCGACGCUUUGCAAGAUUUCA
Messenger RNA from Hordeum vulgare subsp. vulgare (domesticated barley), 497 nucleotides. RefSeq lists its product as uncharacterized. Lineage: Eukaryota; Viridiplantae; Streptophyta; Magnoliopsida; Poales; Poaceae. The transcript has 2 exons. The record is from RefSeq and is a predicted model, not a curated record. Bases 92 to 373 code for a protein of 93 amino acids.